AAUGCAUGGUGCGCUCGCUGCGAUCACGUGAUAUGCGCAGUGGCUGUGCGCAGUGGUUCGGCGGGCCCUGUUCAAGGGGCAUGGCGCUAGCUAGGCCAGUCGUGCGACCGUCGCGGGAGGGGAAGGUUGUGCGCACUAUCGGCGCGGCAGGGAGGGAUGAGCACGAGUACGCCGCAGCCGAACAAAGGAAAGCAGCGCAGAGCCCUGUCGAGGGCUGACUCGUGAGAACGCAGAGAUUCACAGCCGACCCCGUUCACCUCCCGCCGCCACGCUGCAGCCGAGCAACUCCACCCGUAUCGAGCAAGAAGAUCUCGAUAUGGAUCAGGACAUAAACUUCGCGGCACAAUGCCUAAUAGCUAUGUCUAAUUCUAAAUUCAACGGUAACGGAGGCAACUGGAAUGCCUCGUCAGUGCCUCUGGACUUGUCUCCACAUCGUGGAGCUGCCGUCAUUGUGGACAAGGUACCCGGUUCUGGACUGUGGGAACCGGAGGCGGCUGUCGCAACGGCUGGGGCUGCAUCGCCCAGCUCGGCGGGGUCCGCCCCCGAGUUGUAUAUGGUAGCGCGGAUUCUGACGGAUUUAACAAGUAUCAAACAGGAACCUGUGCCCAACGUUCCCAGUGACGAUGACGGGGGUAGCAGCGCAGCCGACGAAUUGAUGAUCGAUGAAGAAGAGGAGGAAGUUGUGUGCGAGGUGGAUAUGAACGAUGCCGCGUCAUCUUCGUCGUCUGCGCGCACAAAGCGUCCGGCCGGUAACGGUGGUAGUGGGCGGCAGGGGGCGGGUCGCAAAGCCCCCAGCAGCGGCGGCGGCAGCAGGCCCAGCAGCCGGGCCGCCAACACCGCAGCUGCCCUCGCCCGGAAGGUCCACAGAUGCGACUUCGACGGUUGCGACAAAGUAUACGGAAAGAGUUCGCAUCUGAAGGCCCAUCUUCGAACACAUACAGGGGAGCGACCAUUCCCGUGCACGUGGUCUGGCUGCGGCAAGAGGUUCGCCCGCUCGGACGAGCUGGCACGCCACACGCGCACCCACACCGGUGAGAAGAACUUCUGCUGCCCCGUCUGUGACAAGAAGUUCAUGCGCAGCGAUCAUCUGAGCAAACAUGCCCGCAGGCAUCCAAAUUUCGACCCGUCAGUCCUGCGACAGCGAAGACCACCUCAUAAGGCGUGCUCCAUAAAUUCCAGUGAGGGUACACCAUCCGAGGUGCUGUCCGAUUCAGUGCCAUCGCCCUAGCACCCUCAAUAUGCUGCCACCGCCGCAAACCAUCUCUGAAGCAUUUUAUUGUUCUGUGGUGGUUGCAGUUUGCAGUGACCGAAAUGUAACUGGAAAUGUAGAUUUAGUGUCCUUACAGAACCUUAAUAACUAUUAUUUUUAGAACUGUUACCCUCAUUAUUUUUAUCGUCUCUUCCACUAUCGCAAUGUAGUGGACUCUACUAAGUCUUUCUAUAAAAAGCAAUUAAGAGAACGCCAUGAAAGGAUGCUGUUGAUAGCUGGCUGGCUGUUACAAUCUGACAGUUAUGUGCUCUUCCCAUUUAAUUCUUUUGUAACCUUACGGCACAUACUUGUGAUAUGUCACUUGUUAUUAAAAGAAUUGUUAAUGUAUGGAGGUAAUGCAUGAAAUGUCCUGUCAGCUGUCAGUAUAUCACAGUUACUCUUUCAAACAUUUUGACUGGGAGCUUGUUUGCACGAUUCGGUCACUGUGUAUAUUAUUGUGUAUAAACUUGAAAACUUAGGCCUUAUUACCUUUUUAUACUAAUGUAAUUAAACAUGUGAUUUUUCUGAUGAUGGUGUAUGAGGACUCAAAGCAAUUUGGUUGGUGUGUACGAAAUUGUAAUGUGGUUUAAUAGGCCUGGAUGUGAAGUUCAGCAGUCUUGUACAUGUAGCCACGAUUAAAUUGGAGGCAAUGUUUGGAUGCGUGGUAUAUAUAUAUAUAUAUAUAUAUGCAAACGGAUUAUUUGUGUGUUAGGAUGAAAAUAUCAGCAAUGGCAUGGACAGUUGUGUAUAAAAAGGAUGUGCGUAAAUUUUUAUCCAGUAAUAUAUCAGUUUGAAAUGCCUGAUGUAAUAUGUUUAUGAUGUUAUUUUAGUGGUUUAACAUAAUCCUAAACCCCAAAAGUCAAAUUUGGAAACAUUUACUCAUGUUAUUCACAGAACAAUAUUCUGAUUACAGCUUAGUGCAGUACUAUAUAACAAAAGUAUUUUGUUUUUCAAAUGCUUAAUUAGUUCUGCUGAUUACUGACCAUAAUGACAAGAAAUCCCCAUAUGUUCCACAAUUAAAAGCCAGUCUACCUCACACAUAUAGCUUUACCCGCUGCAUCAUUUUUAUGACUGAUGACAUUUGCAUCCCUUAGAUCUGCUAUUUUUAGUCUUGUUACAUCUAACAAGACUAAGCUUUGGGAAACCAAAGCUACAUUCAGUUAAGUGCGGAGUUGCAGAUAUCAUAGAAGUUACUUGUAAAUAAUAUAACUUGAUGAAUAAUACAUUGCCUUACUCUGGACUGACCUUAUUAUCACAUGGCAAAAUUAAUUUUUGUGAUAGCUGUGUUCCUCUGUGCAUUGUAUAACACUUGUGUUCCCAUUUUGUGUAUGUGUGUGUGUAUGUAUAUUUAUUUAGGUAAUUAAUACUUUUUCCUUUUCACAAAGAUCAAAUUUGAUUUUUGGGUUGAUACAGCAUUCCUGUUUUACACAUUAAAAACAGUUUUUGUAUACUGCAAGAUCUGUAUAUAUUAAUUCUUAUUUAAAAUGUGUUGUGUAGUAAAACUAAUUUAUUUAGAUUUGUAGUUCUUCCUAUCACUGUUACGGAAGAACUCAGAAACAUGUAAUCUUAAAAACAGUCAAAAAAUUUUGAUACUUAAUAAUCUUGGAACAUUUUUAAUUAACAGCAUUUUCGGUUGGGCAAUAUUAUAGGGCAAAUUCUUAAAUAGCAUAUGGUCUAUUUUGCCACAAAUAUUAGAGUUUUAAAAAAAGUAAAAAAGAUUAUUUGUGCUUCCUAUGUAUACAGCGGCAAAGGAAAUGUUGUGAGACAUAAUCCACAUUAAUUUUUUGUCACAUUACAACAAUAGCGACCUUAUAGAUCUCAAUUCUACAGUCAGUUUAGUGUAGUACGUAGACUAUACAUUUUAAUAUAUUAACUUUAUUUGCUUUUUUAAAAGAAGGAAAAUCUAGAGUAGUUUCUUGUGCAAGCUGAACUGGAGGGAUGAGUGAUUACAUAGGGUUCCAUGAAUGCAAGUGUGUCUGGAGGUAUGGGAAGUGGCAAUGUGAAAAAUUUCCUUUUCACAGUGGAGGGAGCAUUUAUUGUACAUAAUAAUGCUCAACUGUUCCUAGAUAUCUGUUCUCCUGAUAAAUUACAAGAAUGAAUGGAUGAGUAAUUCAAUACUUGUAUGGGCAGGUACAAGGCCUCCGAAUUAAUGCUUCCUGGCUACUUCCAGGAUUCUGUUUACUUGGCCAUGCAUGACUGCCAUACUGUAUGAAAUGUGGUGACUGAGAGAGAUACUGUACAUAUUGCUACAGAAAAAUUGAACAUUAUUCAUAUCUUUCUAUCAUAUCCAAUCUUUUCUUAUAUAAUAGCACAACAGAUCUUUCUGAGUGAACUUCUGGCCUUCUAAGUGAAGAGGUAUUCUCAAGAUGACAAUUUUGAUGAGAAUUGUUAUACAGCCAUAAUUUCUGGUACCUUUAACAAUUUUUGUGUGUGCGUGUGUGUAGAUGUAAAUAAAUUCAAAUAAUGUUAACAUUUCUGUUUGUUUGCUGAAACAUUUCUGUUUGUUUACUGAUCAUUGUAAAAUAUUAAAUUUCACUGAUAUUUGAAAGCAACACUGCUUUAUCCUCUUAGGUAUGCAUGUUAUCUCAAGUUUACAAUUAAAUUCCAUGUUUUCAUUUGUAUUGUUUACUUGCUGCCACAAAACCAUAAAUACAUUGGUCACUUUGUGAUGGGCAUGUUCUGGUAUGUAUGGACCAAAUCUGGCUGUAAUUUUCUUAAGGGACCAGAAAAUUGUAAAUGUUAAAUUUAACAGAAUUAUGUGUGUUAGAGCAUUUCAAUACGGGGAAAAAAUUGUCAUUUUGAGCAGUACACUCAUAUUACCAAUGUGUAUAAAGCAUAUAUCUUUCUAGAAACAUUUUUAGUAUGAAGAAAUCAUAACAUAGAUUUUGUAGGAGAUUAUAUUUAAUUAACUAUUUUAAUAGGGAUUUUAAUUAAAUGUAAAUAGUACAUAGCUAGCAAUACAGAUGAACACCAGCCUCAGUGUUUUCCAUGUAAAAAUGCUGUAAUGUAAUUAAACUUAGUUUGAAAGAUGUUUUAUAAAACACUGGAAGAUUGUUGUAUUAUUAAUAUUGCAAGAUCAGCUAAGGAAAUAAAAACAGUUCCUGUAAAGACGAGAAAAUUUUUAAAAUAUUGGUGCAUAAAGCAGGAAGUUUCCUUAAGAGAAAAGUGGUCUUAUUUGAGCACACACCAAAUGUCUAAAGUGUACAUUCUAAUCAAAUUGAUUGCAUUAUGCUGUCAAGUUUGCUACAUGACACAUUAUUCACAUUUUUCAUGUGUAUGUUGUACACACAGAGGUGAUGCAUCUCCAUUACAAAUAAUCACAUCUUUAGAUUAUUUUAUCUGGCAGAACUGUUAUGAAUUUAUAAUCUUGUGUUCUUACUUACUGUGCAGUUAUUCUGUUGUUAGGUGCAAUCUAACAAACAGUUACCUGUGCUCUGUUGGAAUUAAUAUUGAUUUUCUUAUUAAAUAGCAAAUUAGUUACAAUCUGAAGCACUACUUGUUAACUAGUACAUGUAUCAAAUUUUUUUAUAAUACCUUUUUAAUGGCAGCUGUACUCUCUGCAGAAUUUGUCUGCUAUUCACUGGGGAAAAAUCUGAAAAGAAACAUAUGUUUAUAAAGAUGGUAGAAGUGCUAUAUUAUCUGAAAAUUAUUUCUAGUAGAAUGUGCCAAACAUUUCUGUAGUGUGCUUCAGAUGCCUAUAUGGAGAAUGAAUCUCCGCAAAAUAUUUAUAGAAAUAGAAAAAAAUAAAAAUAAAAAUGAUGGCUGUACUAUCAUCUUCAAACAUAGACACUUCACUAAAUCUUAUGCUGUGAAAAUGCUUGUUUUGACAGAAUUGACUACAAUACUUCUAAAAUAUAAAAAAAAUACCAUUUACAGAUCAACUAUUUUCUACUCACAAUUUACAUUCUAUCAGCUUUAGAUUACUUAGUGUAACUAAGUAUAGAACACUUUAACACUGAUUAGCAGGAAAAAAAUCACUUUUAAUCUAAGGUGCAUGAUGUGAAUUGGUGUGUUUAUCUACUGCAUGGUACGCACACACAAAUAUACUCUUAAUAGUGAUGGGCUGUGAAAUAUUUAAAAUGUUACUAUCACAAAUGUCAUCAGGUCCUUGGAUUUUGAAAACCACUUAAUUUUCUUACUUACUUUUUAUGCAGACAGUAAGAGAAGCAAUUUUUUUUUUAAUGUUAUUCAGUUGGGAAUCAUGACUUCACGAUAAGCAAUCAAUGGAGAAGACAGAUUGUGUAAUACUGAUUGCUGCUUCAAAGGACUGAAGGAAUGCUUUCUGAAUUAGCAAUGGCCACCCACUUGCCAUAUUAGUUCUUACUUUUAUCUGUAAACUUUGUUGCGUAAUUAAUAUUUCCAACAUACAUGCUGAAAUGCUGCCAAUAUAUUGAGAUUCCAUUUUUCUGCCUCUAGCUCUCUGUUAAGAAUUUAGAACUAGUGUUAGUGUAUACAAGCUCAUUUCCGAAGAACUAGCGCUCUGUGCACUGUCACCAUACAUAGACAAUCGAAGUAUAUUGCUGAUUAUGAACUAGAAGUAUUUAAGAGUGUUUAUGUUGCUGUGUUGAUAUUCCAAUAAGACCAUGCUCCAGAUAUUUCACACCAACAGGAAGUACAGUAUAUUUUUAUCAUGGACUGUACUUAAAGAGAGCCUUAACUUUAUCUAUAUGAACUAUUAGACAUUAAAUAUUGCAGAGCUUGUUUAAUUAUUCGGAGUUCUCAGGGUAUAGCUCAAGUAUAUUCCAAAAAAGUAGUUGUACUAUUAGUUUUGUGAAUCUUACACUUCUUCCUUCAUUAUUUAUUAAAAUGUUUCCCUCCUGCAAAAAAAAAAAAAAA
Schistocerca gregaria is the source of this 6085-nucleotide messenger RNA. Its product is annotated as Krueppel-like factor 16. Gene Ontology annotation, biological process: regulation of transcription by RNA polymerase II. The transcript is spliced from 3 exons. Lineage: Eukaryota; Metazoa; Arthropoda; Insecta; Orthoptera; Acrididae. The record is from RefSeq and is a predicted model, not a curated record. The coding region runs from base 317 to 1228 and encodes 303 amino acids. Gene Ontology annotation, molecular function: RNA polymerase II cis-regulatory region sequence-specific DNA binding; DNA-binding transcription factor activity, RNA polymerase II-specific.